Molecule: messenger RNA, 663 nt
Organism: Penaeus indicus
Lineage: Eukaryota; Metazoa; Arthropoda; Malacostraca; Decapoda; Penaeidae
Exons: 1
Source: RefSeq, a predicted model, not a curated record
CCUCAAGGGGAAAGCGGACCACCACCAAGUAUUCCGCCGCCGAGGGUUGAUCACAACAUCCUGUUCGUACGCAUUCCUGAAGAAGGUCCAGGACCCGAACCUAUCAUUGUUCCACCACCAAAACAGGAAAACAUUGUUUACGUCCUGAACAAGAGCGGAGGGGACGGAGGACAACGCGUGAUCGAGGUAACAGCUGCUCCUCCUUCAAAUCCUGAGGUGUAUUUCGUCAACUACGAAGAGGGAGAAAAUCCAACCCUUCCUAUUGGAGUGGAUCUUCAGACUGCUCUCCGGGCAGCUGCUGCUGCAGGUGGUCAGGUCAUUGGAGGUUCCGAUGGUGCUGGAGGAGGAAUCGGUAGUGGUUUUGGAGGUAGUUCCGGUGGUGCAGGAGGAUUUGGUGGCGGUUCCGGUGGUGCUGGAGGAUUUGGAGGCGGUUCCGGUGGUGCUGGAGGUUUUGGAGGCGGUUCCGGUGGUGCUGGAGGAUUUGGAGGCGGUUCCGGUGGUGCAGGAGGAUUUGGUGGCGGUUCCGGUGGUGCUGGAGGAUUUGGAGGCGGUUCCGGUGGUGCUGGAGGAUUUGGUGCUAGCGGAAGUGGUGCUGGUGGUUUUGGUGGUAGCGCAGGUAGCGGAAGGGGUUCAGGCAGUGGCCUGUAUGGUCCUCCAUCUUAA